Messenger RNA from Drosophila eugracilis, 2231 nucleotides. RefSeq names its product neuropeptide CCHamide-2 (gene CCHa2). Gene Ontology annotation, biological process: neuropeptide signaling pathway. Gene Ontology annotation, molecular function: neuropeptide hormone activity. Lineage: Eukaryota; Metazoa; Arthropoda; Insecta; Diptera; Drosophilidae. The record is from RefSeq and is a predicted model, not a curated record.
GUCUCAGUCGCUGACGGGCGCUUGAAAAUGUGAAAUCGCGCUCAGGGAUUCGGCCGGUGGAAUUGCCAUAUCAAAUUGGAAUAUUGGCAAAAACAUCCGCCACAACCAUAUCUGUGAUUAUAUAUAGCCAUCUAACGAAAAAAUAAAAAAUCAUUUUAAAUUAAUACUGAUAGUAGCUGUAACUAGCGAAAAAAAAAAACAAAGAAAACUGCCGUAUAAAUUGCACAAACCUCAGUUCAGCCAAUCAGUUUAAGAUUGAGGUAACAUGAAAUCCUCAAUUUCUUUGCUGCUGGUCGUCAUCUGCACUGUGGUCCUGGCCGCGCAACAGAGCCAAGCGAAAAAGGGAUGCCAGGCCUACGGUCAUGUGUGCUAUGGUGGUCAUGGCAAACGCUCCCUGAGCACCGGAUCUGGGUCCGGAACGGGGGUGGGCGAGACAGCCUCCGGUGGGCAAGAACAGGACUACCUGCGUCCAAAUGGCAUGAUGACGCCGAAUGAACAGGUUGCGGUGGCUCCCGAGGGCGACUUUAAUGACUAUCCCGCCCGUCAGGUGCUCUACAAAAUCAUGAGAUCAUGGUUUAACCGACCUCGGCGACCGUCUGCCCGCCUGGGUGAACUCGAUUAUCCUUUGGCCAAUUCCGGCGAGUUAAAUGCUUUAAACUAAGCCUGGAAAAUGUAUGAAAAGUCGCAAUUUCCACAAUCUACAGUGAAAACCAGAACAUGAACAAAACCUCAGCAAAACGAGAGCAAAAACAAGAACAACAACAACAUCAGCAACAACAACAGCAAAAACACAUGAAUUACUUAUGAAUGUUAAUUACUUUCGCGACUUGUAUAAAAUGUUUGAUAAAUGUCUACACCUACCAAGCAGUCAAUUUCCAUGCUAAUUGCAUAAACAUCCAACAUUAAACCAAAAAAAAACAACUGAAAUUUUUAGGGGCUGGUAAGGAUUUCAGUGUCAAAAAAAUAUUGGGAAAGUCGACAAAGAAUAAAUCGAAGAAAACGGCAAAAAGACAGCGUGUUUCAAUGUUUUCUUUAUAUAUAAAAUGCAUAUAUUUUAUUUAUGUAUAUUUACGAGGAAAGCUAAAGACUAUAUGUAGUUGUAAUUUUACUUUAAAAAAAAAAAAAAAAUAUAUAUAUAUAAAACUCGAAGAAAAUAUUGAAAAACUUUGUAAACUGUGUAUGUUAAACGUUAUAGGUGUAUAUUAUGUAUGUAUGUAUAUUAUGGCAGCAUAGCACAAACAAAUUGUUCACAUUUUUAUUUAUAAAGAGAUGCUUGGUUAAAUAAAUAAGAUAAUGUGCUGUAAAAGCAAAAAAAAAUCCAAUAUUAGCUAUUGUUUUAUAUUUUAUAAUCUAAUCUGGCAAAGACAUAUUUGGCUUCACGACCAAAGUGGUUGAUUUAAGUUCUAAAAUAACCCAUCAAAUGGUAAAUACAUUACAAUGGUAUUUAUCUUUAGAAAAUUAUGAUUUAUCCCUUGGAUUCUUAAAGAGAUUUUUCGAUUCACCUACUUACAUUUACCUGAUUUGGGUUACAGUAGUACAUAUGUUUCGGAUUAGGAAUCAACGCAAAUAUUGAUUAUCGUAAAUAUGUUUAGCAUUAGGGAUCAACCCACAUAUGUUCAGCAUGAGGGACCAAUGCAAAUAAAGUGAUAAGCGUUAGCUAUCAACGCAAAGAAAAUAAAGAAUCCGAAAAAUGUAUUUAUUUAGGUGCAUACAACUACGUUUUGUUAAAUCUUAAGUUGGCUAUAUAAAGCAACAUUAAAAUCAUGUUCAACACAGUCUUAGCGGAUCGCUUGGUGACCGAACAAGUUCGAAGAGUACUUCUGAAGUCUAAAUUAUAGCUUCUAAUUUCAAAGAGAAUUUGCAAUCAAAGAGCAACCAUAACAAUGAAGGUUCUUGUGUUUAUUUUGGUUUGUGUGCUUGUCAGCCACUCAUUAAUGUUGGUAUCAGCCGGUCCAUGUGAGAAUGCCGGAGGAAACAAAUUAUACCAGAGAUGCGAUAAAAACUCAGAUUAUUCAAUCCAGAUAUGCAUAAAUAAAUGCAAGGAUCGAGGUGCCCCACACGGCGAUUGUGUAGGGAAAUCCUGUUGUUGCUUCUUAGAAAAAAAUGGUAAACAACAUUUUAAUUGAAUAGAAUCAUUAUAUUUCUAUUGCAUUUUCUAUGUUAUCUCCAAAUGAAUUGUAAAAACAUAACAACUCAAAAACGAAAUUUUAAAAUAAAUUAAUGCAUUUUAA